CCCGCAGCUUUUGGGCUGACGUGUCUGCAGUUCCUCCGCGUCUCUGCGGGUCGGGCCGUGAUGGCGGACGCCUGGGAAGAGAUCAGGCGGUUGGCUGCCGAUUUCCAGCGGGCUCAGUUCGCCGAGGCCACGCAGAGGUUGUCAGAGCGGAACUGCAUUGAGAUCGUGAAUAAAUUGAUUGCUCAGAAACAGCUAGAAGUAGUUCACACUCUUGAUGGAAAGGAAUAUAUUACUCCUGCCCAAAUUAGUAAAGAAAUGAGAGAUGAGCUGCAUGUCCGAGGUGGUCGAGUAAACAUUGUUGAUCUGCAACAGGUAAUUAAUGUGGACCUGACUCAUAUUGAAAAUAGAAUUGGUGACAUUGUUAAAUCAGAAAAGCAUGUUCAGCUAGUGUUGGGACAACUGAUAGAUGAGAACUAUUUGGAUCGGUUAGCAGAAGAGGUAAAUGAUAAAUUGCAAGAAAGUGGUCAGGUAACGAUAUCAGAACUGUGUAAAACCUAUGAUCUUCCUGGAAACUUUCUGACACAGGCACUAACUCAGAGACUUGGUAGAAUUAUCAGUGGACAUAUUGAUCUGGAUAACAGAGGAGUAAUUUUUACUGAAGCUUUUGUGGCUCGACAUAAAGCACGCAUCCGUGGACUGUUCAGUGCUAUUACCCGGUCUGUGCUUGAGGAACUUGUUAAUAGUGGACGCUUACGAGGCACUGUGGUUGGUGGGAGACAGGAUAAAGCAGUGUUUGUCCCUGACAUCUACUCCAGGACACAGAGUACUUGGGUGGAUUCCUUUUUCAGACAGAAUGGCUACCUAGAAUUUGAUUCUUUGUCCAGACUUGGAAUCCCAGAUGCUGUAAGCUACAUAAAGAAGAGAUUUAAGACUACACAACUCUUGUUUUUGAAAGCAGCUUGUGUUGGUCAAGGACUUGUAGAUCAGGUGGAAGCAUCAGUAGAAGAAGCCAUCAGCUCUGGAACAUGGGUUGAUAUUGCACCUCUGCUGCCCAGUUCUUUAUCAGUUGAAGAUGCGGCCAUAUUGCUUCAACAGGUGAUGAGAGCGUUCAGCAAACAGGCUUCAGCUGUAGUCUUUAGUGACACUAUUGUAGUCAGUGAAAAAUUUAUAAAUGACUGUACAGAACUCUUCAAUGAACUGAUGCACCAGAAAGCUGAAAAGGUAAGAAAAAAAAUUUUAAGUAAAUUGUCAGAAGAAACCAAAGUAGCUCUCACAAAACUCCAUAACUCUCUGAAUGAAAAAAGCAUAGAAGAUUUUCUUUCUUGUCUGGAUUCUGCAGCAGAAGCUUGUGAUAUUAUGGUGAAAAGAGGAGACAAAAAAAGAGAAAGGCAGAUACUGUUUCAACAUCGACAAGCACUAGCUGAACAGCUAAAAGUCACAGAAGACCCUGCUCUUAUUCUGCACCUCACAUCAGUGCUGUUGUUUCAGUUCACAACCCACAGCAUGCUCCAUGCGCCUGGAAGAUGUGUCCCGCAGAUCAUUGCUUUUCUUAAUACUAAAAUACCAGAGGAUCAGCAUACUCUUUUGGUAAAGUAUCAAGGUUUGGUUGUAAAGCAGUUAGUCAGUCAAAAUAAGAAGACUGGGCAGGGAGGUGAUCCCUUGAGUGAUGAAUUAGACAAAGAACAAGAAAAUGUCACCAAUACUACUCGUAAAGAGCUUCAAGAACUUUCUUCAUCCAUUAAAGACCUUGUUCUCAAAUCCAGGAAAUCAUCUAUGACAGAAGAGUAAUGAUCUUAAUUUACAUUCGUCAUAUCAUAAGCACUUUCCCCAAAAGUUAUAGGUGAGUGGUCACAAAAAAAAUAGUCACUUCACAAUUCCCCACUCCCUGCUAAAACCCUCUCCCACGUACGCAAUUCAGUUAAAAUGGUAGUGUUGUAUUAAAUGUAAAUUUUA
Molecule: messenger RNA, 1893 nt
Organism: Propithecus coquereli (Coquerel's sifaka)
Lineage: Eukaryota; Metazoa; Chordata; Mammalia; Primates; Indriidae
Gene: UFL1
Product: UFM1-specific ligase 1
Exons: 13
Coding region: 61-1728 (555 amino acids)
Biological process (GO): regulation of proteasomal ubiquitin-dependent protein catabolic process; protein K69-linked ufmylation; response to endoplasmic reticulum stress
Cellular component (GO): endoplasmic reticulum membrane
Molecular function (GO): UFM1 ligase activity
Source: RefSeq, a predicted model, not a curated record